Messenger RNA from Linnemannia hyalina, 597 nucleotides. The record is from the annotation of a GenBank genome assembly. NCBI's taxonomy places the organism in Eukaryota, Fungi, Mortierellomycota, Mortierellomycetes, Mortierellales, Mortierellaceae.
AUGACCACUCCCGAAACACCAAUAACCCCUGGCUCAGAACAACAGCAUCCUUCACAACAACAACAACAACAGGUUGAUCCCAGGACUGCAGCGACGCGUCAAAAAGUCGUCGACAUCAUCGACCAUCAGUUCGACCUCGAGAUUCUCCUUCGCCAUGCUGAAGGUGCCUCCAUCGCACAGGAGCUCGCCAAGGCAGAACGCAUGCUCGAGGACCUUCGGCACGCCAUCCUCAGUGAACGACAGGGUGCACCGUUUGGAAACUCGACAAUAUCGCGCACGCUCGGGAACCCCAGCUUACAACAGAACCCAUAUGCCAGUCAACGACAGAGCUCAAGGAGGGCGACAGCUUACUAUGGACGGGAUCUGCGACAACCCGAGGCGCUCUAUGCCGUCCGCGCUGAUGGACACUUUGUCAGGUACACAGCAACUCAUUGGACACCUUUGCGUGUUGUCUCAUCCAACCGCAGUCAGGAAGCAUCCACGAUGCAGCGUGAUCUUAUGCUAACUUUGCAUUCCCCCGUCUCUGUAUUUGACAAUAAUCUAGACUGGGUUGUCCACGGUGUGAGCGAUAUGAUUUUGGAAGCAUUCAGGGUCUAG